GCGUCAUGGCAGCACUGUUGCCAGCUGACUGAAUUAGCGGGAAUUCGCUCUGUUUUGCCAAUAUUUUUGUUUUGUCUUCGAGUUUUUGUACUUUUCCACGCUUUGUCAUGGUUGAGGGAGAGAAAUCCAAACAGGGCAACUUGCCAUGGGUGGAAAAAUACCGGCCGAGCACCUUGGACAGCCUCAUUUCCCACGAAGACAUUAUUAAGACAAUAAACAGAUUCAUCACCGAAGACCAGCUACCUCACCUGCUGUUUUACGGACCGCCGGGCACGGGUAAGACGAGCACAAUCCUGGCCUGCGCUCGGCAACUCUAUUCACCGGCGAUGUUCACCUCGAUGGUGCUGGAGCUCAACGCUUCCGACGACAGAGGCAUUGGAAUCGUGCGAGGCCAAAUUUUGAGCUUCGCCAGCACGAAAACCAUUUUCAACAAGGGCCACAAACUGAUCAUCCUUGACGAGGCAGAUGCGAUGACCAAUGAUGCUCAGAAUGCUCUCCGCAGAGUCAUCGAGAAGUUCACUGACAACGUCAGAUUCUGCAUCAUCUGCAACUACCUGAACCAAAUCAUUCCUGCAGUGCAGUCGAGGUGCACCAGAUUCCGAUUUGGGCCCCUCACAACGGAGCAGAUGCUGCCACGGCUGGAGCAUGUUAUCGAGCAGGAAAAGGUUCCAGUCACGGAAAAUGGCAAAAAGGCCUUGUUAACCCUCUCCAACGGGGACAUGAGAAAGGUCCUAAAUAUUUUGCAAAGUACCUCCAUGGCUUACCCGGAAGUAAACGAAGACUCGGUUUACUCCUGCGUGGGCCAACCGUUGCGCUCUGACAUUGCAAACAUCGUCAAGUGGCUCCUCAACGAGCAAUUCAGGGUUGCUUAUUACAAUAUUCAAGAGUUGAAAAUCAACAAGGGGUUGGCACUGAAUGACAUUCUGACUGAAAUUCACCUUUAUGUGCACAGAAUUGAGCUGCCGCCGAAGAUCAGGAUGGAAAUUCUGGUCAAGCUGGCGAAUAUCGAGGAGCGUCUGGCUCUCGGCACCGAGGAGAGUGUGCAAGUGAGCUCUUUGGUCGCUGCGUUCCAAGUGGCCAGAAAAAUCGGCAUGGAGUCGUGAAAGAAUUUGGGCAGCUGUGACCUGGCAGGAUACUUGCAGCACGACAUCUCGAUCGUGACCUCCAUACAUCCGUUCCAAACGUAAUUGAAGUCCUGCAUUCCGCCUGUUUUGUAUUAAUUUUUUUUGUCGAUGUUAAGAUUAAAUUUUGUAUAAAUG
Molecule: messenger RNA, 1259 nt
Organism: Cloeon dipterum
Lineage: Eukaryota; Metazoa; Arthropoda; Insecta; Ephemeroptera; Baetidae
Gene: RfC3
Product: replication factor C subunit RfC3
Exons: 8
Coding region: 108-1103 (331 amino acids)
Biological process (GO): DNA-templated DNA replication; DNA repair
Cellular component (GO): nucleus; DNA replication factor C complex
Molecular function (GO): DNA binding; DNA clamp loader activity; ATP binding
Source: RefSeq, a predicted model, not a curated record